Carassius auratus (goldfish) is the source of this 3219-nucleotide messenger RNA. RefSeq names its product HIV Tat-specific factor 1 homolog. Gene Ontology annotation, molecular function: RNA binding. The record is from RefSeq and is a predicted model, not a curated record. Gene Ontology annotation, cellular component: U2 snRNP; U2-type spliceosomal complex. Gene Ontology annotation, biological process: mRNA splicing, via spliceosome. The transcript is spliced from 13 exons. The coding region runs from base 133 to 1491 and encodes 452 amino acids. NCBI's taxonomy places the organism in Eukaryota, Metazoa, Chordata, Actinopteri, Cypriniformes, Cyprinidae.
UAGCACUGCAAGAGGAACUACACAUGUGCGUCCGACAGUUGCAUUCCGGAAGACGCAUAGCGGCGGACUUGCGCGACGCGCGUUCUUCGGAAGUGCAACACUUGUACGUUUUGGAGGCUCGGCACUGGAAAGAUGAGUGGGGAUUCGGAUGGUAAUAAAGUGUUCCAUGAGCAGCUCCGUCUGCAGCAGCUGUAUGAACAGAGGCGAGAGGGUGGAGAGGAUCCGUACACAUACACUGACCCAGAAGACGGCACUCUGUACGACUGGGACCAUGAAAAGAGAGCAUGGUUUCCAAAGGUAAAUGAUGAUUUCAUCGCAGCUUAUCAAGCAAACUAUGGAUUCAAUGAGGAUGGGGCCCCUGAUCCAACUGCUGCGCUCCCUCUCUCUGCAUCUCUCCCUGCCAAAACGGAGGAGCCCAAAAAAACAGAAGAACCUAAGAAUCUGGAGGAGAGCUCAACCCAGGGAACAGCUAAGGAGGGAGCUCAGAAAGGAGAGAAAAGGAAAGCAGAUCCAGGAUGGUUUGAAGUUGAAAAGGACAAAAACACCAAUGUUUAUGUGACAGGUCUUCCUCCAGACAUUACUCCUGAUGAGUUUGUGGAGGUCAUGUCCAAAUGUGGAAUUAUCAUGCGUGACCCCAUCACAGAAGAUUACAAAAUGAAGCUUUACAAAGACAAGGACGGGAACCAAAAAGGAGAUGGACUUUGCUGCUACCUGAAGAAAGAGUCUGUAGCUCUUGCCAAGCGGCUUUUAGAUGAGUCAGAGAUUCGGGGCUAUCAGCUUCACGUGGAGGAAGCGCGGUUCGAACUCAAAGGACAAUAUGACGCAAACAAGAAGAAGAAAAAAAACAAAGAAUAUCGCAAAAAACUCCAGCAGCAACAAAAGCAGUUGGACUGGAGGCCGGAGAAGGCUGGGGAAACUCGCAAAAGGCAUGAAAAAGUCAUCAUCAUCCAAAACAUGUUUCAUCCCAGUGACUUUGAGGAGGACCCUUUGGUUCUGAAUGAGUACAGAGAUGAUCUACGGACAGAAUGUGAGAAAUUCGGCCAAGUGAAGAAGGUCAUCGUUUUUGAUAGGCACCCUGAUGGAGUGGCAUCCGUGGCUUUUAAGGAACCUGAGGAGGCGGACAUGUGUCAGAUGGCUCUGAAUGGACGCUGGUUUGGUGGGAGGAAACUGUCAGCGGAGCUGUGGGAUGGUGUAACUGACUACCAGGUUGAGGAAACCUCACGAGAACGAGAAGAGAGACUGAAAACCUGGUCCUCUUUUCUGACUGAUGAGAGUGCAUCUGCCAAAGCUAAGGCAGACUCUUCAGAAGCAGCUGAACAACAGAAUCCCAGCACUCAAGAAGCAGCAGAACAGACUCGACAAGAGGAACAUACAGACGAAAGUACUGCAAAACCAAAAGAGGGGAAAGAUGAGGAGGAGGAGGACGAGGUAGAGGAAGGAGGAUUAGCGUCCACCGAUAGCAGUUUAGCAGGAAGUGAUCAGGAAGCAUAGGACUCUUUUAAUGUCUCUUGCUAAAACAUCUUCAUACUAAUAUACAAUGCUUCCUUUUUUAAUUGUUUAUUCCCAUGAUAUGUCUGUGCAUUUCACCAUAUCAAAAUAAGGACAGUAAUGGAAAUUUGACAGUAAAUAGUAAUUUGUGUGAUUUUUAUGUUAAUGUGUGUCAUUGUCUGAAUCAGUUUGAACAUCUGUUAAUAGUUUUGUAGUAAAAAUAUAUACAGAUAUUCUGUGACUUCAUCAUUGUUUCUUGUUUCAUGAAAAAGAUGUUUAUUUGUAUCUUCUCUCUCUGACAAGAUCUUUGGUUUAUAAGGGGGGAAAAAAACAAGUAGUUUCCUUAAGUGUAGUUCCAUGUAAGUCUAAUGACAGCUGUGAUUUUAUCUGUUUCGAGAGUCCUUGUUCAACUCGCUCGGCUGCAUUUUUCAGCGAACAUGUAAAGAAGAGCACCUCCUGCACGUAGUAUAUUCAUUUUGUUUUAGUAUGAUCGGUGGCUGAAAGUUGGCUGGAUUCAGUUCGGAUGAUGGAGAACAGAGUGUUAAAGCGCUCGGAGGACUGUAAAGAUCCACCUCAGCUCUUUACAUACUAUCAAGGUGACAUCAACACUGCAGUGGAUGAGCACUUUUUCCGUGCCCUGAAUAAAGCAACCACACCAAAAGACCUCAGUACUAAAGCCAAGGACAGCAAUAGGACUCCCAAAGCUGAUGUACCAUCAUCAUCAUCAUGGGCUUCUUCUGGUCUAACAUGGCCUAAGUCCACACACACUUCCGGUUCUUCAAAGCUGACCCAGUUGACGUCCAUGGAACCUACACCUCCAUCCCAGGGAGUUAUUGUGAAUCCCUCAGUACUAUCAUCAUCAUCAUCCUCAUCCCUCUGGCCAUGCCCAUCCAGACAGGGCACGGCCUUCGAACUGCCUCAUAUAAUCUACCAACAGCCCAUGGCUGCUGAGAGCAGUGCCAACUCUUACCUGAACCUGCUACAAAUGGAUCGGCCAACAGGGGGCAUCAUGAUCUCGCCCUACUCAAAAUCAGAUACCAGACCAGAGUGGAAUUCUGGGACAGCCUUUAAGGAUGGAAGCAGGAUCAGCCUAGAUUCAGGUGUGCCUGUCUCAGAAAUAACUAAGGAUUUGUACUGGUAUUGAAGAAGUGAUUUCUGGCUCUGUGAUGAAAAUAUAUUUUCAGCAGAGGACUGCCUGUGUUUACAUUAUUAUAAGCUUAAGAAUUCUUUGCUUUUAGAACAUCUGGCAUAGUGAUUCAAACCAUUAUAUUCAUGGUAUCAAACAUUCCUCAGAGAUGAAUGGCGAUUAAUUGCUUAUUUUAGCCAUGAGCAUGUGAAGGAUCUUGUAGUAGAAUACCUGAUUGAAAAUAAUUUACUUCUCGUAGCUAUUUAAUGGGUGAAUGAGGAAGUAAAGUCUAUUUAUAUGAUUUGUAAUACAAUUAUAGUUUUACCAAACUUUCUUUGUGUAUAUUAUUCUGUAUUUUGAAAGUUAAUAUUAUUACUAUAGCAAUUCAAAAACUAUAGUCAUUUGUCAGGAAAAUAUAUUCUAUAUAGUUAUUUUUAAGUUAAACUUUCUCUCUUAAAAGUUGCCCAUACCUUGGGGAUGAAAAAAAAAAAAACUUCAAGCAGUGUCAACUCUCUAGGUCAGGUUACACAGAAGGCCAAGUAAAGCUAAUGCAAUGGCAAAAGUGAACUGACAUGAGCAAACCAAAAAUAAAUGUUUCUGAAAUC